AUGGGCAAUGUGGUUCACUGCUGUCGUUUAUUGUCAAACUAUUUCCAGCGUGAAAACGCUCCUGACCAGACAGAAGAGCAAUCUCCGCUCUUGUCCAGAGAGAACAGUGAUGAGGAGAACUUUUGUCCCUCUAAGGCCCCCGAAGACUCUGAACCAUCUAAAGCCCUGGAUCAGGAUCACCUCUUGUAUCCAGAUAUAGUGCUGAGCAGCAGCUCUGGGACUGCCCUUGCCAGGGAGUGCGGAGGAGAGGGAUGUGGAGAGAUGGAAAGGCAGUCAGGAACAAGCUUGGAUGAACAAGAGCUCUGUUCCCUUGACUUAAUGCAAAGUAAUUAUGGAAAUGAGUGGCCUCUGUUGUCUUUCUUACAGUCACAAACCAUGGAGCACUCAGCUGCUGGCUAUGUAAUUCAGCACCUCUCUGAUGGAGUGCAGUCACCACCAGGGGGCAGGAAAAGUCACAUUUUAACACUUAACAUAACCAGCAAACCUAUGCUGGUUCACACUCGGCUGGACUCUUUUCAGGAGCGAUGUGGAGUCCAGAAGGUCAAACAGAGUGAACAGACAUCAAGGGAUACUGUACAGACAAAGCAGAUCCUGUUGCCCAUAGAGGACAGAGUAACACAAAUGGAACAAGACAGAACACAAAAUGAAUGUGGUUUUGUUUGGAAUGAAUAUGAUACUUCAUGUUCAGAAACAGAUGCAGCACAGACAGUAGGCAGUGCAGGUUUAGUGGUAAAAGAGCAUGAAAGAGCACAAACAAACCCUGGCAUAGCAGAGGUGGGACAAGCUCUACCACAGCAGGAAGACAUAACAGCAGAAACAGAAAAGUCUGUUAUACAGAGUGCACAAAAUGCUUCAAAAAGCCAAGGCAUGACACUAACAGAAUUCCAUAUAGACCAGAGUGAACAAGCUAUUGUGGAGGAAGAAAAGAGAAUGCCCAAGGCAGAUCAGGGAGUCAAACAAAAUAGACCAAGAGCAGAAGAAAUCGUAAUCACUGUAGAACAAAGUGAGUGUGUCCUGUUAGACCAGGGUGCUAUGCUGAGGGAAGACAGUGUAGUGCAGGUAGAUCAGGACUUAGAUGCAGUGGAAAAAGAAUUAGACACUGAGGCUAUGGAGCCUAGACACUUGGUAGAGACGAUGGAGCCUGACGGAGCAGAAACUAUUCAGAGUGGAACAGAGACAGAGAUGGAUGUAGUGGUAAUACACCAAGGCCAAGAGAAGACUACACUGAACGCAGUGCCAAUGGGACAUGACAGUGCAAAGGAAGGACAGAACUGUAAACAGGAAGGACCGCACAUUAAACAGGAAGGACAAGACUGUGAACAGCUACCGCUCAUUUUCACAUAUACGGAUGGAGAGCUGGGACAAACAGAGGAGUUCACUCUGUUUGUGAUUGACAAACUGUUCCUCACUACUCCACCUUUCGCAGGAUACAACCCUGACACAGAAUUCAUAAAUCACAUCACUGAACAGAACAGUUGUAGCACCAAGCACCAACCAGACUCUACGGCACAAGAAAUGAUGCUCACUUCGGAAAAUGGUUUCAAUGUCAAGAUCCAUCUCCCUUUCACAGAAUCUAUUGAGCUACAGGUGUCACCUCUGGCAGUGGUAUUGGAGAUCAAACAGGUGCUGAUGGAUCGGAAGGAGAGCUGCCACUGCACCUGUUUCUCCCUGCAGCUCAAUGGAAACUCGCUUGAUAAUUUCAUUCAACUCAAGUCCGUCCCAGGCUUGCAGGAAGGCUCUGUGCUCAAGGUCGUGGAGGAGCCAUACACAGUGCGAGAGAUACGUAUCCAUCUGCGCCAUGUUCGAAACCUGCUGAAGAGUAUGGAUCCUACAGACGGCUAUAAUGGAGCAGAGUGUCGCUCCCCAUCAUUUCUCUCUCUUUUCACUGAUGAAAAAAUGACGGAGAGACGCAAGGUCAAGAAGAAAGGAGUUGAGCUGAAGCAGUUUCCUUGUGCCCCACCUGAACACCUUCUUCCAGGCAGUAAACAGCGUCUACUGGCACCCCUGCAGCCUCCAAGAGAAAACUGGAAGCCUGUGGAAUGCUUGAAGGCCCUGACCAUGAGUAACUGGAACCCUCCUCCUGGGAACAGAAAGAUGCAUGGUGAUCUCAUGUAUCUCGAUGUGGUUACCAUGGAGAACAGACAGCUCAGCAUCACGGCAUCAGCCCGCGGAUUCUACCUCAAUCAGUCCACAACUUACAUCUUCAACCCCAAACCGGCCAGCCCUGGUGUCCUGUGUCACGACCUAACAGAUCUGUUAAGUCAGAUCAGUCCAAUAUUUAAGAGGAAUUUUAGUGCCUUAUUGAAAAAAAGAGAUUUGUGCCACUUGUUUGAGAGGAUGGCCACGCCCCUGCAGCUGUUCAGCUGGACUGCUCCAGAGCUUCACCAUUCUGUAGACUGUGUGAGGGCGGAGGAUGCCAGCUCCUCCCACCUGGGCUAUGAGGAACAUGUGCCUGGACAGACUCGUGACUGGAAUGAGGAAUUCCAGAGCAUUAGAGAGCUCCCACGCCAGAGUCUUUCAGAAAGACUGCAGAGGAGCAGAGCCAUGUUUCAGGUAAACAGUGACUUUGUUGCUGCGGCAACAUGUGGGGCUAUGGCGGUUGUUGACGGAAGCGUGAUGCCCAUAAACCCCAGCGAAGAACCGCGCAGUCGUAUGUUUAUCUGGAACAACAUCUUCUUCAGUCUGGGUUUUGACAUUCGUGACCAUUACAGAGAACUGGGUGGAGAUGCUGCAGCUCAUGCCGCUGCUAGCAACGACCUGAACGGUGUGCGAGCCUACAGCGCCUUGGAUGCAGAGGGCCUGUACCUGCUUGGCACCGCUGUUGUGGAUUACCGUGGCUACCGCGUCACUGCCCAGUCCAUUGUUCCAGGAAUCCUGGAACGGAACCAGGAGGAGAGUAUCGUCUAUGGCUCCGCCGACUUUGGCAAAACUGUCUUCUCCGAUGACAGGUUCUUAGAACUGUUGGAUAAACCAAGCCGACAGCUGAGAAUACAACGUCACCAGGUGCUUGAUAAGGAUGACCAAAAGGUAGAACUGUGUUCCUCUGUUGAGUGCAAGGGCAUCGUGGGUAAUGAUGGCCGUCGUUACAUCCUGGACCUUCUUCGCACCUUUCCAUCUGACCUCAACUUCCUUCCUGUGGAGAGGGAAGAGGUUCCUCCUGAGUGUAAGAAACUCGGUUUCCCUCAUCAACAUCCCCAUCGUCUGGCAUGCCUGAGGCAGGAGCUGGUGGAGGUAUUUGUGGAGCACAGGUGAGGACUGGUCUUGGCUCUCAACACUACUGAGGAAAAUGAUUUAAUGAAGCUUAAAUUAGUGAUUAGACUCUUUGGAUAUAAUGCACAGACUCUUCAGCUAAUGAGCAGAAACAGAGUAAUGAUGACAAAUGCUGAUAGUCCUGAGGGUCCUGUCAGUCAAACUCCACCCAACAUACAUUUCAACCCCAAUCUAUUUUCAGCAGAGGUACGAUUUCCUAAGGAGAGCAAGAAGAUGAUAGAGGAACAGAAACAACUGCUGAAAGAUGCUGCAGCAUUUUUGGUUUCACACCAAAUCCCAGCUUUGAUCAAAGGCUUCCUUGACUACACUGUGGUACCUAUGGAUGGGCACACACUGACUGAAGCUCUACACCAGCAUGGCAUAAAUGUACGUUACCUUGGCAAAAUGCUGGAGUUUCUGGAGAAUACAACCCACAGAGACAGACUGGACCAUGUUUACAGAAUAUCAAUGUAUGAACUGAUUACUAGAUGUGCAAAACAUCUUUUCAAGACAUACCUUCUGGCUGUGGAGCCAUCAGCUCUCUCUGCCUUUGUCAGUCAUUUCCUAAACUGCCUCCUGAGCUUCAGUCCGGAUGUCAAGGGCAGUCAGCACACUAAGAGACCGGUGUCCCGUCGCAGGAGCCGAUGUCAGCGCGGCAGUGCCGUAUCAUGGUCCAGCCUGACCACAGGUGAACUCUGGAGAAACAUACAAGUGGAGGCUCAGGAGUACUACCACUACAGCCUGCAGUGUGAGAGUGUAGACCAUGCAGUGGAGACAUAUGGUCUACAGAGGAUCACCCUGCUGAGAGAACUCACCAUCAAAACCGGCAUCCAGGUUCUGAAUAGGGAGUAUCAGUUUGGUGGCAAACACAGAACAACGUUCACUGAAGAGGACAUACUCAAUAUUUUUCCCAGAGUGAAACACAUAAACCCAAAGCCCUGUGAAGCACACCACCUCCUGCGCUGCGGCCAGGCAAGAGUGCAGCAAGGCUGUCUGAAAGAUGGCUGUGAUUUAAUCAACCAGGCCCUCAGUUUCUUCACUCAUGUGUAUGGGCCUUUGCACCAGGACGUGUGCACUUGCCUUCGUCUGCUGGGUCGAAUACACUACAUCCUCACUGACUACCCUGAGGCACUCGUUCACCAGCAGAAGGCUGUUCUAAUAAGUGAACGAGUGCUGGGUGUUGACCAUCCCAGUACCAUACAAGAAUAUAUGAACCUUGGACUUUACUGCUUUGCCAAUGGACAGCUCUCCACUGCUCUUCGUCUGCUGUACCGUGCUCGCUACCUCAUGGUACUUGUGUGUGGGGACGACCACCCUGAGAUGGCUAGACUGGAUAGUAAGAUUGGUCUUAUGCUGCAUGGGGGAAUGGAGUGUGACCUUUCAGUUAAAUUUCUGGAAAACGCCCUGACAUUAACCUUGAAAUACCAUGGCGCCUCAUCUCUUAAACUCGCUCAAAGUCAUCACUUGUUGGCAAAGGUAUAUGAGAGUAAAGGGGAGUUCCGCUCCGCACUGAGACAUGAGAGGGAGAGUUACACUAUUUACAGAAACCAGGUGGGAGAAACACAUGAUAAAACAUGUGAGAGCUCAGAGUAUUUGAAACACCUCACACAGCAAGCUGUGAUCAUGCAAAGAACUAUAAACAUCAUUCAGAAGAACAGCUCUGAUACUGGCUUCAUCCCUCUUAAUCUGGCACCCCCAAGCAAGAUCUGGAUUCUGGAAAAGCUCAACCUUAUAACAGGCAUUGUCCUAAUCCCACUCAGCAACAAGAAUGUGGAGGACAUGGGGUCAGAUGCUGAGAAAACUCCACAAACUUCACAAGGAAAUCUGUGA
This is a messenger RNA of Chanos chanos (milkfish), 5079 nucleotides long. RefSeq names its product CLUH binding protein of NUMT mRNA b (gene cluhb). NCBI's taxonomy places the organism in Eukaryota, Metazoa, Chordata, Actinopteri, Gonorynchiformes, Chanidae. The record is from RefSeq and is a predicted model, not a curated record. Gene Ontology annotation, biological process: organelle organization; intracellular distribution of mitochondria. Gene Ontology annotation, cellular component: cytoplasm. The transcript has 26 exons. Gene Ontology annotation, molecular function: protein binding; mRNA binding.